This is a messenger RNA of Hibiscus syriacus, 497 nucleotides long. Its product is annotated as BTB/POZ domain-containing protein POB1-like. Bases 149 to 484 code for a protein of 111 amino acids. The transcript is spliced from 2 exons. NCBI's taxonomy places the organism in Eukaryota, Viridiplantae, Streptophyta, Magnoliopsida, Malvales, Malvaceae. The record is from RefSeq and is a predicted model, not a curated record.
CAGCUUCAGAUUCGAAAAAUAAGCAGCGUUGGUGUUGCAGGUUUUUAACUGUCUUUCAACUUUACUUUUAUGCUUUGUUUGUACUUGCUUUUGGAGGAUUCCUGGGCAUGCUAGUGACCAGCGCUGAUCUUUUGAUCCACAAACGAUUAUGGACUCCGAUUUCUCAGCCGGCGAAACUUCCGGCUAUGGUUCCGUCGACCCGGACUUUGGCUUUGCUUUUGACGACAGUAAUUUCUCCGAUCGGAUCUUGAGGAUCGAGAUCAUGCCUGAUUGCCCGAAACUAAAUCCGACGGUGAUGGUUGCUCCUCUAUCGCUGAUUGGGCGCGUAAUAGAAAGACGGAGGGAAGAUUUCAAGAAAGAAAACGAUUUUAUCGUGCAAAGUGAGGAGCAAAUCUUGAAUUGUAAAAUGCCAUACACGGUGGAUGGUGUAACGUAUGUGAAUCAAGAUGAAGAGCCCAUGUCAAUAGCUGAAGUCACCUUCUGAUGUUGGAUUUAAU